CCCAACAACAGGAUUAUAUUUUAUCCAUAAUGCCUCUUAAUUUAAUUUUAGUUAACACCUACUCAUCUUCACACGCUUACAAAAAAAGUUUCGGUCACUUUAUCAUCUUUCAAGAAAUUCACAGUAAUUUCAAGUGCGUGAUUGUUUUUCUUUGUGGCGCUCAUGUGAUGAAGAUAUCAUAUGUGGGAUCAUGGAACUUUUUUUAGCAUAUUUUUGCUGCUAAGAAACCUUUGUUCAAGUUACAAGGAAGAACAGAAAAAACUGAAGGCGUACAAACGAAGCUGACGAAAGUAAAGUGAAUGUAAACAUUCUAUAAAACGACACUGAAGACUUUGUAAUGGAUAUAUCGCAGAUUUGAAUCAUUUUUAUGACUGACUUAACCUCUAAACAGGUACUAUUAUGUUUACGGGUGUGUUUUAGCAAGCUAUUUGCACACAAACACUUGCCAGACACCUUUACGUACGGCACGACCUUUGAAGAGUUGACGACGUGCAAAUUAGAAUACGUAGAAUACUAACGACCGCCCACUCAGACAACACAUAAAAGCGGUAGGAGUCCUUCUGUCUGUCAUACCUUGCACCUUAUUUUCUACUGGAAAAUUUUGCAGACGGAUAACAAAAUGCCUGUAAGCCUCUGUGGAACAUGGGACAUGGUGAGCAAUGUCAACAUGGAGGGAUACAUGAUUGCUUUAGGUAUCAGUCUGUACACCCGCAAGAUCGCCCUGAAGCUAAAACAUCGUAAGGUGAUCGAGCAGGUGGGGGAUCAAUAUGUCGCCAAGACUCUCAGCACCUUAAGAAACUACACUUUCUCCUUCAGAGUCAAUGAGGAGUUUGAAGAGUUCACCAAGGGACUGGAUGACAGACACUGCAAGUCUCUGGUGACAUGGGAGGGGAACAAGUUGGUAUGCAUUCAAAAGGGUGAGAAGAAGAACAGAGGUUGGGCGCACUGGAUAGAGGAUGACAAACUCCAUUUGGAGUUGUACUGUGAAGAUCAAGUCUGCAAGCAAGUAUUCAAAAGGGUUGUUUGAGGCCCUGCUGUGGCGUUUACUACAAGACAAGGUGUAUUGAUGUAAACAAAGCUGUUUACACUUUAUAUCAAAGGAAUUUGAGGCAAGAAAAUGAACCAGGAGUUUCAACUUGUGCCUCGAGACCUGACUAAGCGAUUACAUUCAGUGAGCGGCUUGCGGACUGGGCCAGAGUGUAUAGGAGCAUGAUUUUCUAGUGCCACUAGGUGGCGCAAUAACACCAUGAACAAACAGGACUCGGGUCAACAGCAGUUUUCCCUGGAAGUACUGUAUGUUGUCAAUAGUUGUGCCAUCAUUGCCUAAUCAUGUUUACAUGUAAUACAAGAACCACACUCACAGACAUUUAGCAAUGUGCUUCUGUAUUUCUGCAAGCCAGAAGCAUUAUUUCACCACAAUGUGACUUAAUAAGGACCAUGCCGCUUUUUGAAUGCUUUUUAAAACAUAUUUUGUGUUUUGUUUAUUUUUAUAAUCUUAAGAUUUACAGUUUUGUAUGUGUAUGUGACAGCUAAAUAUACAAACUUUGUUCAUUCAAUUACUUGAAUUUAACACCUUGUUCAAUUACUUGAAUGCCCCUUACUGUGCAAUAAAA
Messenger RNA from Labeo rohita (rohu), 1613 nucleotides. It is a transcript of the gene rbp7a, whose product is annotated as retinol binding protein 7a, cellular. The record is from RefSeq and is a predicted model, not a curated record. Gene Ontology annotation, molecular function: fatty acid binding. Gene Ontology annotation, cellular component: cytosol; nucleus. The coding region runs from base 620 to 1027 and encodes 135 amino acids. Gene Ontology annotation, biological process: fatty acid transport. Lineage: Eukaryota; Metazoa; Chordata; Actinopteri; Cypriniformes; Cyprinidae. The transcript is spliced from 4 exons.